AUGCCAACAUGCGACCACAUCUUCGGCGCAUCCUGCAUCGAAACCUGGUUCGACAACGCAAGCACCUGUCCGCUCUGCCGUCAAGACUUCUUCCCUACACAUCCCGAAGAGAUAUCGCAAGAACUGAAGGAGAUGCCUGGUCUCGUUGAAGAGGCGUUGGGAGUGCUGCAGAAAAUGCGGGAUAGGUAUCCACAGGGACGCGACGCUGUUGACAAGAUAUCAAAUUCGCUUGCUGGGUUUGCGGACAUGGUUGGGAGGGACUGUGAGGAGAGGAAUGCGAGGAAGAGCGAGAGGGGAUUAUUUGAGAGAAGGAGGCAUCAGAUGAGAGUUCGGGGGACGCUUGCGGAACACGCACGGCAAGAUGGAACGGUCGAUGGGCAGGUACCCCCACCGGAUGAGCCUGCGACCGCUCCUUCAAGCGACAUCACACCGCCAACGCCAUCCAUCUCCACACCAUCCGCUCCUCUCCAGCUCCCAGACCCAAUCUCGAUGCGGGAAUUCAUCACUCUCCAAGCCGAAGCCGUUCUCGCCCACGACUUCACCCUUGAUCUUGCGUCCGUCACCCGCACCGGACAAGUCGACCCAGGCUCGGAUUUCUUCCGCGUCAUGGAUACAGCACAGGAUGGCUAUAAGCGACGAGCAGCGACGGCUAGCGGCGCCGCCAGCUAG
This is a messenger RNA of Alternaria arbusti, 669 nucleotides long. RefSeq lists its product as uncharacterized. Lineage: Eukaryota; Fungi; Ascomycota; Dothideomycetes; Pleosporales; Pleosporaceae. The coding region runs from base 1 to 669 and encodes 222 amino acids. The record is from RefSeq and is a predicted model, not a curated record. The transcript has 2 exons.